Molecule: messenger RNA, 918 nt
Organism: Arachis ipaensis
Lineage: Eukaryota; Viridiplantae; Streptophyta; Magnoliopsida; Fabales; Fabaceae
Source: RefSeq, a predicted model, not a curated record
AUGGUUGAGAUAGCAGGAUGGUCUGGCUAUGACUUCGUUAUCCUUGACCUCGAGCACGGCUUCGGAGGCAUCUCUGAAGGCCUGCGAUGCAUCCAUGCACUCACUGCGGCCAACACACCGGUCAUCGUUCGUGUGCCGGAGCUUUCGCACGUGUGGGUCAAGAAAGUGCUCGACCUUGGUCCCCAAGGCAUUAUCUUCCCCCUCGUUGACGGCCCCGAAUCAGCCAAGAAGGCCGUCUCCUAUUGCAGGUACCCUCCGAAUGGAGUUCGUGGAGUGGCAACACCGAUUGUAAGGGCGUCAAGGUUUGGUAUUGAUGAAAGCUACGCAAAGAAGUACGAGAAAGACUUGUUGAUUCUGUGCCAGGUAGAGACUGCAGAGGGAGUGGAAAACGUAGAAGGAAUUGCAGCCGUUGAUGGGGUUGAUGGAAUUAUGGUUGGACCAUUGGAUCUGAGUGCAAGUGUUGGGUGCAUGCACGAUCCCAGAAAUGAAAAGGUGAAGGAGAUGAUGAGGAAGAUUGAGAGCACCGUGUUAGGAAUGAAGAGGAAAGAGGGCGGUGGGCCCUACUUGGCUGGCUUCGCUAUGCCAUUCGACGGUCCGGAUCAGUUCAGGAGCCGCGGCUACAAAUUGAUUCGUGGGGUCACUGAUGUUGGCUUGUUCAAGAACGCUUGUGUUGGCGACGUCAGCAAGUUCAACAUGAACACCAAUAAGAUCAACGGCCAGUACUGCUAGUUUUCCAGGGUAUUAUGAAUUGAGGCAUAAUAUAGUGUUGAGAAUAUAUAAUGAAUAAGAUCUCACAUACGGUGGAAGAACUUUUCUGAACUUGUUCUGUCUGUUUUGUUUUAGAAAUGUUACAUUGUUUCAACUUGCAAUAAUAUAUUUUUGUUUAUUUAGAUAAGGCAAAAAAUUGGGUGUAUGUGC